Molecule: messenger RNA, 417 nt
Organism: Rangifer tarandus platyrhynchus (Svalbard reindeer)
Lineage: Eukaryota; Metazoa; Chordata; Mammalia; Artiodactyla; Cervidae
Source: the annotation of a GenBank genome assembly
AUGUGUAGCCUGGUUUCCCUGGUCACACCAGCCUCAGAGCCGUCAGCGUCUACACUGAAGAGGCACUCACUCUGUGCCAAGCCCUAUUCCAUCACACACUUAAUGCAAAAGGGCAGCACUGGAGUGAUGAUCUCCAUUUCCGCCCCACUGCGAUUGCUGGACCACCCCCAGGAGACAGUGGUAUUUCUGACCAUCCCCAAGAGAUAUGUCACAUGUGCUGAGUACAAAGUACUGGUCCAGGCACCACCCACGGGCAUCCUCUCUGCCAGGUGGUGCCAACUUUCUCCUGGAUUCCUCCCCACUGGCCAGUCCCUGGGACUGACACUGGUCCCCUCUGCCCACUCCAGGGUCUCAAGCCAGGAGGGGCCACAUCUGCAUGGCAGUUGGCCAGCAAAGAGAGAAAAAUCUCUGUAUUAG